AUGGAUAAGGAAGGAACAUCAUCAAUUGGUGCUGGUGUUAGUAGUGGUGAAAGAACAUCGGGUAUUCGAGAAAAUACAUUAGAUGCUCGUACGCGUGAAAUUAAUAUGGAAACUGAACGACUUCAUGCACGUUUACGAGAUAUAGCUCAAGCUGUUAUUAAUGAUGAAGAAAGUCCAUUUGAUUUUGAUAUUGAUGGUGGUGGUGGUGGUGGUGGUGGUGGUGGUACUGGUUCACCACGACGUCUUUCACCAUUGAGAUCAGCUGGUGGUGAGAGAUUUGAUUCACCUGAUCGUACAUUAACUCGAAUUCGUUCACCUCGAUCACAUUCGCCACAACGAAUAUUAACAUCUCGUCCACAUUCUCGUAACGUUUCACCAUCAUUUGCUGAUUCAACAUUUAGCGCUGUUCAUGCAGCAUUAAAUAAACGACAAGUUCAGGUCCAUGAUCUUCAAACAAAAUUGACAAAUUCUCGUGAUUUAAUUCAACAACUUAAACGUCAAUUAGAUGAAUCUGAUUCUGAACGACGUCAUUUAGAACAACAAUCAACCGGUUAUAAAUUACAAAUUGAUGAAUUACGUCGACAAUUUGAUGAUACGGCUACGGAACGAGAUCGAUCAAAAACAGCACUUGAAUCAUCAAAUUAUGAAAAAAUUAAUUUAGAAAAAGUUCGAUUAUCAUUGAAUAAUCAAAUUGAUUCUUUACGAGCUGAAUGUGAACGAUUACAACAAUCAAAUACAGAAUUACAACGACAACGUGAUAUAUUAGAAGAAGAAAAAGAAGAUACAAUUAAAGACAAAAUUCGUCAAGUAAAAGAAAAUGAACGAUGCAUAAAAGUAAUUGAAAAUCUUGAAAAUAAAAUAUCUCAUUUGAAAAAAGAUGUUACAGAAUUACGUGAACAAUAUCAUAAAGAAAAAUUGGGAAAAGAUGUAUUUGGCCAAGAAAAACAUGUUCUUUCGGAUGCUUUGUCAAGAUCGGAGGUUUAUCGUGCCGAAAUUGAACUUGAUUUAAACAAAGAACGAAGUGAAGGCGCAACAUUACGAGAUUUAUUAUGUAAAGUACAAUCGUUAAAUGAAGGUCUAGCACAGGAUAAAGUGGAAUUAAAUAGAAUUAUAUUAAUGCUUGAACAAGAAAAGAAUUCUAUACAUAAUGAAAAAUCGGAUGCUGAACAAGAUAAAUCAACGUUACGUCAAGAACUAGUAAAAGUUGAACAAGAAAAGAUUGAUGUUGAAAAUGAACGUGAUACUAUUCAUCAUCGUUUACAAUUAUGCGAUGUUAGUCGUCAACAACUAGAACAAGAAAUUAUAUUAUUAAAUAAAGACAAGGCGGAAAUUAUUGAACAAUUUCAACAUAUGUCACGUUUGAAAAAUACACUUGCCGAAGAUUUAAUAGCAGCUAAAAAAGAUAUUGAACGUUUGAGUGAUCAUAAUUUACGUUUAAAUAAAGAAAAAGAAGAUCUAACAAAAGAACGUGGCAAUCUUGUUGUCGAUUUAACCGGAACGGAGCGAGACAAUCAAACCCUAAGCUCGACACUUAGUGCAUUACGUGCCGAAAAGGAAAGUCUUGAAUCGAAUUUGUAUGAAGCACAAAAUAUCAUCAGUCAAUUGGAAGUAAAAAAGGAUCAAUUAGAAGGUGAAAAUCAAGAAUUAUUAUUGAAAAAAGAACAAUUAACAAAUGAAGUACAACGUUUACACGAUGAAUUAAAUAAUGAAAUCGAAAAAUCUGCUCGUACGCGUGAUCAAUUAAAUCAACGUUUGAGCUUUUUGGAACAAGACAAAGAAACAUCAAUACGUGCACAUCAUCAAGCACAUGAAGAUGAUGUUGAACGAAUGAUGCGUGAACGAGAUAAAUUACGUCAUGAAAUGGAAACAGCUCGAGAAGAAACAAUUCGACAAUUUACUCGUGAAAGAGAAGAGAUUUCACAGCGUUAUGAUAAAGAAAAAGAAGAUUUACAUUAUGAAUUGGCCAAUGCCAUUACGGAACGUGAUCAAGCACUAAUCGAAUCUGAAAAUGAAAAACAAAAACUUUUAUCUAUUGCUCAAUCUGAACGUAAUUCCUUAAGCGAAAAAUUAAAUCAAUCACGCGAUGAGUUGACUCGUCUACAAGUAGAUUUUGAUAAAAUUCGACGUGAUGCUUCUUUGCAUCAUGAACAAGAUCGUCAAUUAAUAUUAUCAUUACAAGAUGAAUUAAAAAAAUUUCAUAUAAAAUUUGAAGAUUCAACAAUUGCCAAUGAACGAGAAAUAAAAGCAUUACAUGAUGAAAUUGAACAACUAAAACAGCAAAAACAAUUACUAACACACGAUAAUUUUGAAAUAAAAACACAACUGAAAUUAACGGAAGAUAAUCGCGAUCAAUUGAAACGAGAUUUAAUUGAAUCAAAUCGACGUAUUCGUGAAUAUGAUGAAAAUUUAACAUUACAACGAAAAGAAAUACAAGAUCUCAAACGUUAUUUACAAGAUGAACAACGCGAUAAAGAAUUAACAAUACGUUCGGCUGAAGAUUUAAGAGCAAAACUGAAAAGUGUCGAAAAUGAAAAAAUUGAUUUAAGACAGUUAUUAGAUGAAGCAAAACAACGAAUUAUAGUACUCGAAGAACAAAAAUCGUUGUUUCAAAAAGAUGCUAACGAAUUACGUCAAAAUUUACGAGAUGUUGAACGUUCAAGAUUAGAAGCACGUCGGGAAUUACAAGAAUUAAGACGUCAUGUUAAAAUGUUAGAUAGUGAAACAAAGAAAAAAUCAAAAGAAUUAGAAGAAUUGGCUGAUCGUGUUCGACAUGAUGAACAACGUGAAGAAGAAAUGAGACGAGAAGUAUUUGGACAAAAACAACGUUUCGUCGAAGCUGAAGCAAGUCGAGAAGUAUUGAGAAAAGAAUUGGCUAAUAUUCAACGAUAUUAUGUUGAAUUAGAAGAUGAACAACGUUUGAAAGAGAGAGAUUUUAAAUUGGCUGUCGAUGAUGCAAGACGUUUAGAACGAAAAGCCGUUGAUGAAAGACGAAAUGUUGAAUUAGCAUUGGAAGGUGCAAAUCAGAUGAUAUCAGAAUUACGAAUUGCAUUGUCGGGCGCUGAAGGACGUGCGAGUGCAUUAGAAACACAACUGGCUAGAGUUGAAGGAGGAAAACGAGAUGCCGAAUAUAAACUUGGCAGCAUUGUAUCCAGUUUAAGACGAACUGUGGGCUAUGGGCCACAUGGCGGUUUAAGAAGUCGUUCACCAAGUCCAAAUGUUCGUCGUCGACCAAUAUCGCCAACAAAAGGCUUUGAUACAACCGAAAAUCGUUCAAGUCCAAUACUACGUCGUACAUCGCGUAGUCCACAUCGAAGUGUAUCUGGUGAACGUGGUCGAUCACCCGGUUCAGCUUAUAUUGAUGUUGCUGAUGUUGAUCCAGAGGCUAUUCGUACAGUUUUAAGAGAAUUUGUACAAAAUUUUAUAACAACCGAACGAGAUCGGGAUGAUGCCAUUGCUGAAGCAACACAAUUACGUCGAACAACAAAAGAACUCGAGGAUAAUCUUCAACGAACGGAUCAACGUUUUAACCAAUUACAAAAAACAUUAAUGUCAUUCGAAGAAGAUAAAAAAGGUACAGACACUCGGCUUCAAAGUACACAAAAUGCCUUAUUACUACAAGAAGACACCAUUCGACGAAGUGAACGUGAACGAAAAACAUUACUUGAUCGUAUAACAAAUAUGGAACGACAACUUAUAGCAACUGAUAAUGAGAAAAAACAAAUAAUAGAAAAAAUUGGUCUUUCAAAAUCCAGUGAAAUAAGGGUGAAUGAUGAAAAGAAACAGAUAAAACGAGCGUUGGAUGAGUGCGAAGCGAGAGCAACCGAGUUAGAAAUGCAUAAACGUGCAUUAGAAGGAGAAAUACAACGUUUAACAAUGAUAUUAAAUGACAAAGAAACCGAAGUUCAAGUACAUCAGGAACGAUGUGAAACAUUAAUUAAACAAAUACAAGAUCGAGAAGAAAAAUGCCAAUCGUUACAAUUAAGUGUUGAUCGUUUAUCAUUAGCAUUAGCAAAAGCAGAGGAAGGCGAGUCGAGUUUGAAAACACGUGUACAAUCGUUAAAUCAAACAUUAUCACAAACAAAUUUUCAAGCAGCAGAUUUACAACAAAAAUUAGGAGGUGUUCAAGGAGCUGUUCAAAGUACGGAAGCAGAAAGACGAGUACUUCAAGACAAAUUGGAACAAGCAAGAACUAGUCUGUCAGAAAUGAAAAAACAAAAUCAUGAAUUAUUGGAACGUGUACAUCAUUUACAAAAUGAACUAACAGAUUCAGAAAUGAGACGACAUGAACUAGAAAAUCAAUUGAGAAAUGCUAAUACGUUCCUUGUACAACGACAAGAAUCAGAACAAGAAGGAAAUCAAAAAAUAAGCAUGUUAACAGCUGAUAAACAAGCAUUACAAGAAAAAAAUGCGUUACUUCAACGACAACUUGGUAAUUUGGAUUUGGAAAAACGUGAAGCAGAACGAUCAAAGUUACGGUUGGAAAAAGAUAAAAAUGUUCUUAAAAAAACACUCGAUAAGGUUGAACGUGAACGAGUUGUAACAGAAGAAAUUGUACGUUCAACUGAUCGUUCACAAUUUGAUCGACAAUUUCAACGUUUGGAAGAAGACAAUCAGACGUUACAGCGUCAAGUUCAAGAAUUACAGGCACAAUUAAAUGAGUCUGAACAACAUCAUGCACAACGAUUAAUUGAUUUCACUACACGUAAUAGACGUGAAACAGAAGCGGAAACUGAACGAAUUCGAACAUCGCAAACAGCAGCAGAAAGAGCACUUGAAGCAAGAGAAAAAGCACAUCGUGCUCGUGUUAAAGGCUUAGAAGAACAGAUAACAACAUUAAAAGAACAACUUAGCCAAGAAAUACGUAAAAGACAAACAUUUUUAAAUCGUUCGAUUACAUCUGGUGAGGAAAUAACAGCAUUAAGAAGUAUGGUAAAUGAUUCACUAUCAUUUGUUUCUCGCGAUCCAAAAGGAUUAGAUCCAGUAUUAUUAGAUUAUGAAACAAAAAGACUUGCUGAUUCAUCUGGUUAUUUGAAUGAACCACCGCAACGACAUCGGUCACCAACACGUAGAACAUUAUCACCAUCAAUUAGUGUACGAGCGAUGCGUUCAGGCGCAACAUCGGCCGGCGGUCUUUCUAUAUCAUCGCCAAGUGGUUCAAAACAGACAAGAUCGUCACGGACUAGAUUAACAUAA
Messenger RNA from Didymodactylos carnosus, 5193 nucleotides. Lineage: Eukaryota; Metazoa; Rotifera; Eurotatoria; Philodinida; Philodinidae. The record is from the annotation of a GenBank genome assembly.